Molecule: messenger RNA, 1500 nt
Organism: Scedosporium apiospermum
Lineage: Eukaryota; Fungi; Ascomycota; Sordariomycetes; Microascales; Microascaceae
Product: Histidine acid phosphatase
Exons: 2
Coding region: 1-1500 (499 amino acids)
Biological process (GO): dephosphorylation
Molecular function (GO): phosphatase activity
Source: RefSeq, a predicted model, not a curated record
AUGACAUCCCUCAAACCGCGAGACCCCUACUCGCCCGCCGAGCUCCAAGCUCUCUACCCCUCCACCCUCGCCCUCCGCCAAGUCCAGAUCCUCCUCCGCCACGGCGAACGCACCCCCAUCACCUCGCGCUUCGAAAACACCGGCCUCCCCGCCUUCUGGCCUUACUGCCGCGACGUGACCACUCUCCGCUCCGCCCUCCUCAACGGCCGCACCAACGGCUUCACCAGCUUCGAGUGGAAGCGCCACCUCGAGACCUUUGCCUCUGACUCGGACGACUCGCCCAAGCUCGUGUGGGGCCCGCACGGCGACGUCGAUGGUAUCUGCGACAAUGGCACCUUGACGGAUCAGGGCCGGCAGACUACCCAUGCCCUGGGCAUUAGGCUGAGGGAUCUGUACGUUGAUCAGCUGGGCUUCUUGCCCAAGACCAUCAAUUCGACGGACUGGAUGUAUCUGCGCGCCACCCCGAUUCCUCGCGCCCGCGAAUCCCUUCAACAGGUCUUCCUCGGUCUCUACCCGGAAGAGGACCGGUCCCCGGGCAUGCCCGCGCCGGCUAUCAUCUCCCGUAACCCCGCCCAGGAAACACUAUACCCUAACGAUCUCCACUGCCGUCGCCUUGCACACCUCGCCCGCCAGUUCUCCAAACGCGCCGCCGAGCGCUGGAACGAAUCCCCCGAGCUCCGGUACAUCAACAACAGGAUCGGCAAAUGGAUGCCCGCCAAUAGACGUGUCGCCAUCGAUUCUAAGCCGAGCCUCGUUGGUGUCCUCGACACCGUCAACGCCACGCUCGCUCAUGGUCCUUCGACUCAUCUCCCUGCUGAAUUCUACGAUCCUCUGCUCUUGGAAAUCGGAGAGAAGCUCGCCAUCGAGGAAUGGUUCGCCGGCUACGCCGAAUCCAACGAGUACCGAAAGCUAGGCAUCGGAUCUCUCCUGGGCGACGUAGUCCAGCGCAUGGUCAUCUCCUCGGCCCAGGACCCCAAGGACGAGCCCCCGCUGCGGCAGCACCAACACUCGUACGCCGAUCCCCAACGGCCCAUCAAGUUCGCAAUGAGCGGAUGUCACGACACGACGCUUGCCGCUACUCUCACAAGCCUAGGUGACCGUUCGGCCUUGAAGAAGUGGCCGCCGUUUACGAGCCAUAUUGCCUUUGAGCUGUUUUCGCGUAAUAGUGGUGACCCCCCGCGAACGGAUGGGGUCGUCAGCGACGAGUUGGUUAGGAAUGAUACGGCGAGGGCGUUCUUGUCGAAUAAGGAGCGGUGGGGAGAGAAGGAGGAGAAGGCGUUGGAUGGGUGGUUUGUGCGUGUGAGGUAUAAUGAUGAGCCGCUUAUCCUUCCUGGAUGUAGGAAACCCGGGAACCAUCUUGAUGGAGAUGUGAGCUUCUGUACUUUGUCCGCCUUCAAAUCCAUCGUCGACAAGUUCACGCCGACGAAUUGGCGCCGCGACUGUAGAGCCAACAUCGAUGCGCCAGCCUUCCCAGAGAAACCUGAACCGGCGGGAUACUGA